Balaenoptera musculus (blue whale) is the source of this 3453-nucleotide messenger RNA. RefSeq names its product solute carrier family 9 member A9 (gene SLC9A9). Lineage: Eukaryota; Metazoa; Chordata; Mammalia; Artiodactyla; Balaenopteridae. The transcript is spliced from 16 exons. Gene Ontology annotation, biological process: regulation of pH; proton transmembrane transport; sodium ion transport. Gene Ontology annotation, cellular component: recycling endosome; membrane. Gene Ontology annotation, molecular function: sodium:proton antiporter activity. The coding region runs from base 139 to 2073 and encodes 644 amino acids. The record is from RefSeq and is a predicted model, not a curated record.
GGCAGAAUGCUCAUGAAGUAGCAACUUAAGUGGCAGUGUUAUCCUGAAAUCCUCAGGCAGCCAGACCGUCUUAGGCAAACCUUGAUAAAACAGUCCUUAUCCAGGUUUUUAUCUAAGGAAUCCCGAGUAGACUGGAAAAUGGAGAGACAGCAAAGGUUCAUGUCAGAGAGGGACGAAUAUCAGUUUCAACAUCAGGGAGCAGUGGAGCUGCUUGUCUUUAAUUUUUUGCUCAUCCUUACCAUUUUGACAAUCUGGUUAUUUAAAAAUCAUCGAUUUCGCUUCUUGCAUGAAACCGGAGGAGCGAUGGUGUACGGCCUUGUAAUGGGAUUAAUUUUACGAUAUGCUACAGCACCAACUGAUAUUGAAAGUGGAACUGUGUAUGAUUGUGGAAAACUGGUCUUCAGCCCUUCAACUCUGCUGAUUAAUAUUACUGACCAAGUUUAUGAAUAUAAAUACAAGAGAGAAAUAAGCCGGCACAACAUCAGUCCUCAUCAAGGCAACGCUAUACUUGAAAAGAUGACAUUUGAUCCAGAAAUCUUCUUCAAUGUUUUACUGCCACCAAUUAUAUUUCAUGCCGGAUAUAGCCUAAAGAAGAGACACUUUUUUCAGAACUUAGGAUCUAUUUUAACAUAUGCCUUCUUGGGAACUGCCAUCUCCUGUAUCGUCAUAGGGUUAAUUAUGUAUGGCUUUGUGAAGGCUAUGGUAUAUGCUGACCAGCUGAAAAAUGGAGACUUUCACUUCACUGACUGUUUGUUUUUUGGUUCACUGAUGUCUGCUACAGAUCCAGUGACGGUGUUGGCCAUUUUCCAUGAACUGCAUGUCGACCCUGACCUGUACACACUCUUGUUUGGGGAGAGUGUGUUGAAUGAUGCAGUUGCCAUAGUCCUUACAUAUUCUAUAUCCAUUUACAGUCCCAAGGAGAAUCCGAAUGCAUUUGACGCUGCGGCAUUCUUCCAGUCCGUGGGGAAUUUCCUGGGGAUCUUCGCCGGCUCAUUUGCAAUGGGGUCUGCGUAUGCUGUGGUCACGGCACUGUUGACCAAGUUUACCAAACUGUGUGAGUUCCCUAUGCUGGAAACGGGCCUGUUUUUCCUCCUGUCUUGGAGCGCCUUCCUGUCUGCCGAGGCCGCUGGCCUAACAGGGAUAGUUGCUGUUCUCUUCUGUGGAGUCACACAGGCACAUUAUACCUACAACAAUCUGUCGUUGGAUUCCAAAAUGAGGACUAAACAGUUGUUUGAAUUUAUGAACUUCUUGGCUGAGAAUGUCAUCUUCUGUUACAUGGGCCUGGCGCUGUUCACGUUCCAGAAUCAUAUCUUUAAUGCUCUUUUCAUCCUUGGAGCCUUUCUAGCAAUUUUUGUAGCCAGAGCAUGCAACAUAUAUCCCCUCUCCUUCCUCCUGAAUCUGGGCCGGAAACACAAGAUCCCCUGGAACUUUCAGCACAUGAUGAUGUUUUCAGGUUUGCGAGGAGCGAUAGCUUUUGCCUUAGCUAUUCGGAACACAGGAUCUCAGCCCAAGCAAAUGAUGUUUACCACCACUCUGCUCCUGGUGUUCUUCACAGUCUGGGUAUUCGGAGGAGGAACAACCCCCAUGCUGACCUGGCUUCAGAUCAGGGUUGGUGUGGACCCAGAUGAAGAUCAGAAGGAGGAGCCCUCUUCACACCAGGAAGCAAACAACUCUGGCAAAAGCACGACAAAAACAGAGACUGCCUGUCUCUUCAGAAUGUGGUACAGCUUUGACCACAAAUAUCUGAAACCAAUUUUAACCCACUCUGGUCCUCCGCUGACCACAACAUUACCUGAAUGGUGCGACCCAAUUUCCAGACUGCUCACCAGUCCUCAGGCCUACGGGGAACAGCUUAAAGAGGAUGAUGUAGAAUGUAUUGUAAACCAGGAUGAACUGGCCAUGAAUUACCAGGAACAAACCACCUCACCCUGCAGCCCUCCUGCAAGGCCGGGUCUGGACCAGAAAGCUUCACCCCAGACUCCAAGCAAGGAAAGCAUUUAUGAGGGGGACCUUGGCUUAGGAGGCUAUGAACUCAAGCUUGAGCAAACUCCAGGUGAAUCCCAGCUGAAUUAAUGGGCGUGAACAACGCCGAGGUAAUCACAGGUAAUGCAGGGAUCACUGAUGAUCAAGCCAAGCCGAUGAGGCUGCAUGGAGGAGAGGCUGGAAAAUGUCUGAAGGGCAUAAAUUGGAGAGAUUCAAAACCUUAUCACGUGUAUCCUCUGGUGCCUGCAGAAAUGAGAAUUUAUUAUCAUCCCUCUAUGUUACGCAACUGCAUUUAAGUUUUUGACAGCGCCAUUUUUAUUAGUAAAUCGGGUGGGGUGGGAAGGGUGCAGGGGGAGGGAGGGAGGUGUCUAGCUGCCGGGAGGAUGAAACAGAUGUGCUGUGUCUGCAGGGUGUUUCUUUUCUGUGUGCAGCUCUCUGGGCCCUUCACUCAGAUUUGGGAUCCUAUUCCCUUCAUUAAGGAGACUUUAAACAUCAGAAAAGGAGUUUCUGAGCUUAAAUGUGCGGCUCCUAAGCUGGAGGGAAUGCCCAGUUCUUCAGGAAGUGAGACGUUUUAUAUGUUUAGAACCUAGGCGCCCACUCGCUCCUAAUGAUCCGGGGAUAUUGGCCCAGAUAAGUGCUUGCUUGAUACCACUGUUGACGGCCUCACAGAACCCACGGCGCCUGGGGACCCGCCUGUUCUCCUCCGCAUCCUCUUCAAGUUGCUCCUCCCCUUGCUUGAAGCCGUUGGUGACAGCUUUGUUGCGCUCUGCACUAAAUGCAGUGCCACUUUUCACCUUGGUAGGACCCCUUCCAGGGACAGCGGGGUCCUCUCCUCCGUACCAUGUCCUUGCUUGCAUCUGAGUCACUUCCAGGCUCCGUGGCAGGUCCCUCUGUCCGCUGAGUGAUGAGACUCCUUAGCACAGGUUCCUCUCCACACAGCAGGAGUCGGGACAGGAACACUGACCUGUCCUCCGAUUCCAACUCUCACAGCUCAGCAGCAGCGCAGGGGCAGGAGCGAGAGGAGCAGGGCGGAGGGUGCGCAGAGACCGCGCGGAGGAGACAAGGGCGCAGCAUCAGGGGCAUUUUUACAAGGCAUGGCUCACGGCCCAUGGCGGGGAGACCAACGCAAUAGCUUUUAAUUUAGCUGCACAACUUUUAAGCCAUUAAGAUACCUCAAACACAGCUUCUCUUGAAAUACAAAUGUUAAUAUCAGACUCCAAGAAAGCAGACCCCAGUCACAGGUUAGGAAUGGCAUCUUCCUGGGACCUAAAGCUCGGAAGUAACAUAGGCUUUGCUGACCAGUUAUUUGGCUUUAGACGUGAACCAUGGUGGUGCCGGGCACGCCACUACACAGAUUCUCUUGCUUUCCAAACAGUAGAAUCCAGGGGCACAAAUUGUUUUCUACUCAGCUAAGUAUAACAUGGUCAUUCCGGGUAAAUAUGGCAAAUGGCAAAGCAGGAAGUUUUCUAA